Messenger RNA from Fusarium musae, 372 nucleotides. RefSeq lists its product as uncharacterized. Gene Ontology annotation, cellular component: cytosol. The record is from RefSeq and is a predicted model, not a curated record. The transcript has a single exon. The coding region runs from base 1 to 372 and encodes 123 amino acids. NCBI's taxonomy places the organism in Eukaryota, Fungi, Ascomycota, Sordariomycetes, Hypocreales, Nectriaceae. Gene Ontology annotation, molecular function: L-methionine (R)-S-oxide reductase activity; protein binding.
AUGUUGUGUUCAACUACAGGUUUUUACGUGCUUGACAAAUCAUCCCAAGAUCCGCAACUCAUUCUGGGGCCCUUCCAGGGAAAGGUUGCCUGCCAGACCAUCAAGUUCGGCAAAGGUGUUUGCGGAGCAGCGGCAGCGACCCAAGAGACACAAUUAGUUCAAGAUGUGGAGGAGUUUCCGGGACAUAUUGCUUGUGAUGGAGACAGCAAGAGUGAGAUCGUCGUGCCUAUUGUGGUUACCCAGGACGACGGUUCGAAGAAGCUGGUGGCUAUCAUCGACAUCGACUGCGCUGAGCUGAAUGGGUUUGACGAGGUUGACAAGGUCCAUCUCGAGCAACUGGCAGCUCUCCUUGCCAAGAGCUGUGACUGGUAG